AUGCAAGCAGUGAAAAACUAUCGUAUUGCAUUGUGUGCCUUUGGUACCAUAAUGUUAUUUUUCUUAAUUAGAUCAUCUAGUAAUGCAUCUUCCACAGUUUCUACGAGUAAUAAUGCUCACAAUUCUAUUAUUAAACCAGAAAUCCCACAAGACUUAGCCCCAAAUGUCAAUAUCUUACCAGUCUCUGCUGAACCAGGUUAUAUUACCGAUGAAGUUACUGACAAGGGUAAUUCAGAAGUUGCUGAUGCCGUUAAAGAAUAUGUCAACUCCCAAGUAGCUAUAGUCAGCGCUGCUGCUACUACUGAUGUUGUUGGUGCUCCUUCUGCUUCUUCUGUUUCUUCAUCUUCUAGCUCUAAAAAUUCUGGUUCUAAAUCUUCUGAAUCUGGUGCUCUCUGUACUAAAGAUCAUCAAUAUGUAGUUAUGAUUGAUGCUGGCUCUACUGGUUCUCGUGUCCAUGUUUAUGAAUUUGAUGUUUGUACUCAACCACCAACUUUAAUCCAUGAAACUUUUGAAAUGUUGAAACCUGGUUUAUCAUCAUUUGAUACUGAUGCCGUUGGUGCUGCUAAAUCUUUGGAUCCAUUAUUAAAAGUUGCCAUGGAAACCAUUCCAGAAUCAUUCAGAGGGUGUACUCCAGUUGCUGUUAAAGCCACUGCUGGUUUAAGACUAUUAGGUGAAACUAAAGCUACCAAAAUUUUGGGAGCAGUUCGUCAACAUUUAGAAAAAGAUUAUCCAUUUGCUGUUGUAGAAGGUGAAGGUAUCUCUAUGAUGAGUGGUGAUGAAGAAGGUGUUUAUGCCUGGAUUACUACUAAUUACUUAUUGGGUAACAUUGGUGCUGAUGAAAAAAUUCCAACUGCAGCUGUUUUUGAUUUAGGUGGUGGUUCCACUCAAAUUGUUUUUGAACCAACUUUUAAAGGUAAUGAAAAAUUAAUCGAUGGUGAACACAAAUACGAAUUAGAAUUUGGUGGUGAAUCCUAUGAUUUAUAUCAAUUCUCUCAUUUAGGUUAUGGUUUAAUGCAAGGUAGAAAUAAGGUUAAUGCCUUAUUAGUAGAAAAUGCCAUUAAAGAAGGUAAAAUUGUUGAAGGUGAUGUUGAAAACAAGCAUACAUUGGUUUCUCCAUGUUUACCACCAGGCACUAGUGUAUCUAAUGAAAAAGUUAAAUUGACUAGUGGCAAAGAAUAUCAUAUCAACUUCAAAGGUCCUGUUACUGCUGCUGGUCCUCAAUGUAGAUUCUUAGCUGACAAAGUCUUGAAUAAAGAUGCUAAAUGUUCUCAAAAACCAUGUUCAUUCAAUGGUGUUCAUCAACCAUCAUUGGUCAAGACUUUCAAGGAAACUAAUGACCUAUACGUCUUCUCAUAUUUCUAUGAUAGAACUCGUCCAUUAGGUAUGCCAUUAUCCUUUACUUUGAACGAAUUGGCUGACCUAGCUAGAAUGGUUUGUAAUGGUGAAGAAGUUUGGGAAAGUGUCUUUGCUGGUAUCGAUGGUUCAGUGGAAGAAUUACAAAAGGAACCACAAUGGUGUUUAGAUUUAUCUUUCCAAGUUUCAUUAUUACAUACUGGUUACGAUAUUCCAUUACACAGAGAAUUAAAAACCGCUCAAACAAUCGAUAACAAUGAAAUUGGUUGGUGUCUAGGUGCCUCUCUACCACUUUUGGAAGGUUCCAAUUGGAAAUGUAGAGUCAACCAAUUAUAA
This is a messenger RNA of Henningerozyma blattae CBS 6284, 1689 nucleotides long. It is a transcript of the gene GDA1, whose product is annotated as guanosine diphosphatase. Gene Ontology annotation, cellular component: membrane; Golgi apparatus. The coding region runs from base 1 to 1689 and encodes 562 amino acids. The record is from RefSeq and is a predicted model, not a curated record. Gene Ontology annotation, biological process: protein N-linked glycosylation; nucleoside diphosphate catabolic process. Gene Ontology annotation, molecular function: GDP phosphatase activity; UDP phosphatase activity. Lineage: Eukaryota; Fungi; Ascomycota; Saccharomycetes; Saccharomycetales; Saccharomycetaceae. The transcript has a single exon.